Otolemur garnettii (small-eared galago) is the source of this 1144-nucleotide messenger RNA. RefSeq names its product caspase-4-like. The coding region runs from base 1 to 897 and encodes 298 amino acids. Gene Ontology annotation, biological process: proteolysis; regulation of apoptotic process. Gene Ontology annotation, molecular function: cysteine-type endopeptidase activity; caspase binding. The record is from RefSeq and is a predicted model, not a curated record. The transcript has 7 exons. Lineage: Eukaryota; Metazoa; Chordata; Mammalia; Primates; Galagidae. Gene Ontology annotation, cellular component: protein-containing complex.
AUGCGCUUCUCCAACGGCCACUCGCUCUGCCCGUACUUGCUGCUGCUGGAGAAUCUUUCAUUUCUGACAGAGAACAACCAAGAAAACAAGAAUCCACUUAAGAUGUUGGAAGCCCUGGGCAAAGAUGUCAUCAACGAAUUUUUGAAUACCUUGUCAGAUAAAAAUGUGGUGAAAAUAAAGGAAGAGGAAAAGGAAAACUUUCGUACUGCAAGAACAAAAGACAAGGCCCGGAUCUUUGGAGCCUCUUUAAAAGAGAAACAGGAGGAGGCAGUUCGAUUGCUUAUGGAAACCUGCCUUUUCCUGGAGGAAAAGCCCACCAGCAAAGAAGCUCCUCCAAAUACCAAGACUGGGCCACCUGAGGCAGCAGAACCUACAGAUACCCUCAAGCUGUGCCCUCACGAAGAUUUCCUGAGACUGAGCAAAGAGCGGGCUGGAGAGGUGCUGUGCUCCAUGCAUGAAACAGGGAAGAAGAGAAAAACAAUUGCUUUUGCUAAAUGCAAAAUUUGGAGGCACAGCGGUGUGUGGAAAUUCCAUGUCUUUACAGAAAACCGGGGAGAAGUGUGGGUCAGAGACUCUCCAGAAGCCUUGGUGGACAGUACUUCACAGUCACCUGACACCCUGGAGGAUGACGCUGUUCACAAGACCCACGUGGAGAAGGACUUCAUUGCUUUCUGCUCCUCCACCCCACAUAAUGUGUCCUGGAGAGACAGGACAAAGGGCUCCCUCUUCAUCACACAGCUCGUCACAUGCUUCCAGAAAUACUCCUGGCACUAUCACCUUGAGGAAAUAUUUCGAAAGGUACAGCAAUCAUUUGAAACACCAAGUGUUCGUGCCCAGAUGCCCACUGUUGAACGACUAUCCAUGACAAGAUAUUUCUACCUCUUUCCUGGAAACUGAACAUAGAGGCCACAGGCAGCCCCGCCCUGCGUUUUCAACUUCACGAAGCACUUUUACCAGUAUAUUGUACAACACACGCAUUUAACCUUUCUAUUUUCCAAUUCCAAGUUUUCUGAUACAAAGUGUGAUGUCAGUCUUAUAUUUUUUCCUCUGCCUUUUGUUCUAUUUAAAAAGUUACUUACUGCCUAGGUGCCCAGGCUCAGGGCUGUAAACUUAGCACUCUCAGAGGCCGAAGUGGGUGGAUUGC